Peronospora matthiolae is the source of this 588-nucleotide messenger RNA. Lineage: Eukaryota; Oomycota; Peronosporomycetes; Peronosporales; Peronosporaceae. The record is from the annotation of a GenBank genome assembly.
AUGGUACACCUUGUGGCUGUACCAGAGACAAUCAUGGCAAGUGGCUGUGCUUGUGUCUUUAUUGACACCAUCUUCCGACUUCAUGGGUUGCCCCGUGAACUCGUAUCAGACAGAGAUCCACGAUUCACUGCUGAUUUCUGGCGCUCCGUGUUCAAAUCACUCGGAACGCGCUUGAAGAUGUCAACAUCUGAUCAUCCAGAGUCAGAUGGUCAGACGGAAAGUGCCAAUCGUGUCCUCGAAGAGAUACUUCGAGGAUACGUACACCCCUUUAAGAGUUGGAGUGAUUUCUUGCCAAUGGUAGAGUUUGCCAUCAACAACUCGGUGCAUGCGUCCACGACACAUACACCGUUUUACGUGAAUGGCUUGCGCCAUCCGCGUGUACCCACCUUACUAGAGUGUAACUCUGGUCUAAGGGGGGAGAGACUCGCGCGAGCAAAAGACCGAUUUGGUUCACGCUCAUCACGCUCUGACGAAGAGGUCACUGCGUUUGAUGCCGAUAUCGACAACAUCGAUAUCGAAGAAGAUGAUGCCAGUGAGAGUGCGGAAGCCCUCACUGAAGACAAUGAUCCCUGCGGAAGCCCUCACUGA